GACACUUCUUCUCUUCACUGCUGCUUAUUUCCGGUGCUGUGUAGAGAAGCGCCCGGGAUGGAGGCCUCCUUCACAUCAGCAGAAAAUCUCAGUAGGAACUCUGAAGAAAACUUCAUGUUAUCACAGAACGAUAAAGUAGAAGAUGAAGAUCUCAUGCAGCGCUUAUCACGAGAAAACCUCAAUACCAGAAAUGUGCAUCCUGGACUUCAGAAUACAGAUCUGUCAUAUUAUACAGCUAAGUGUGAGGAACCUUCUCCUGACCAAACACAAAUUGGUGCCACAAGUACAAAUCAGAAAGAGGAAACAAGUUUUCAGUGCUGGGAAUGUGGAAAACAGUUUUCAUACCGCUCAGGUCUUCUUAUGCACAGAAGAAUUCACAUAGAACCGAAGCUGUACUCCUGUUCAGAAUGUGGGAAACGUUUCGCAGACAAACCAAGGCUUGUUGCCCAUGAAAAAAUUCACUCAAGUGAGAAGCCAUAUUCAUGUUCAGAAUGUGGGAAAUGUUUUGCCAAUCUAUCAACUCUUGUUAGACAUGAGAUAACUCACACAGGAGAGAAACCAUAUUCAUGUUUAGAAUGUGGGAAAAGUUACACAGAUAAAUCACAACUUGUUAACCAUGAGAGACUUCACAAAGGAGAGAGGCCGUAUUCAUGUUUAUUAUGUGGGCAACGUUUUAGCUAUAAAUCACACCUUGAUUAUCAUGAGAGCAGUCACACAGGAGAAAAGCCAUACCCAUGUUCUGAAUGUGAGAAAUGUUUUCCUAAUAAAGCACGACUUGCUAAACAUAAGAGAGUUCACACAGGAGAGAGGCCGUAUUCAUGUUCAGAAUGCGGGAAAUGCUUUGCAGUGAAAUCAGGUCUUUCUGCACAUCAGAGAAUUCACACAGGAGAAAAGCCAUACCCAUGUCCUGAAUGUGGAAAAUGUUUUCAUGUUAAAUCAAAACUUGCUAGCCAUAAGAGAGUUCAUACAGGAGAAAAGCCGUAUUCAUGUUCAGAAUGUGGCAAAUGUUUCUCAGAAAAAGCACCUCUUGUUAUCCAUCAGAGAAUUCAUACAGAUCCGUUUGGGAUUUGUGUUUUAAUAACGGAUCCGUUCGUUUCCGCUACACUCCGUGAUUCAUUUCUGCUAAAGUAUCUGUUUUAUCAUAAUCUCCCAUGAUUUGUAAUUGGCGUUGGUUUUGUGGUGUCCCAGGUAUAUAAUAUCCUGCAUUUCACCUUAGGAUUUGUGAGCUGUGUGUUUUAUUGUCUAAAGCCAUGUUGCCAGCUCACCUUCUGUUCGUGGAAUUAUGGGAUUCUGCGGCGCCGAUGGAGUCGAAGACGUCGUCCCAUGCAUAUUCAUGUUUAGAAUGUGGGAAAUGUUUUGCUGUUAAAGUAAGUCUUUCUACAUUGCAUGAAUAGAGGAAAGGAAUCGCGGCACUCACCCCGUUAUAAAAAAGCUUCAAUGCUUUAUUGCUUUCAUUUCUUAGCAAAGAGAUUCGCAGGCUGGGGAGCGGAUAGGCCCAGGUGUGGAUGAGCGGUGACGGCCGUUUCGCGCUUAGCUUGCGCUUCCUCGGACCGCUAUUAAGUCUUUCUACACAUCAGAAAACUGGGAAAUGUGUUCCUACCAAAUCACAACUUUAGUCAUAUCAGAGUUUACACAGUUGAAAAGCCGUAAUCAUGUUCAGAAUGUAGGAAAUGUUUCUUUAAAAAGGCAAAUUGGGUUAUACAUGAGAAAAAUCACCAAGGAGAGGGUUAUUUAUGUCCAGAAUGUGGGAAAUAUUAUUCAAGUAAAUCUAAUCUUGCUGGAAAUAUCUGAGUUCACACAGGAGAGAAACCAUAUUCAUGUUCAGAAUUUAACAUUUCUACAGCCAGUCACAUGUAUCAUCAGAAAAGUUACUGUAGAGAAGCCAAUUUGAUGUUCUUCAUAUCGAAAAUUUUAUCCAGAAAUCAAAUUUUAAAAAAUUCACACGAGAACAUAUUGUAUUCUUAUAUGGAAUUUGGGAAAUGUAAUAAAAGCAAGAGAUAUGUUUAACCCA
Messenger RNA from Bufo gargarizans (Asiatic toad), 2011 nucleotides. RefSeq names its product gastrula zinc finger protein XlCGF17.1-like. The record is from RefSeq and is a predicted model, not a curated record. Gene Ontology annotation, biological process: negative regulation of transcription by RNA polymerase II. The coding region runs from base 58 to 1155 and encodes 365 amino acids. The transcript is spliced from 3 exons. NCBI's taxonomy places the organism in Eukaryota, Metazoa, Chordata, Amphibia, Anura, Bufonidae. Gene Ontology annotation, molecular function: DNA-binding transcription repressor activity, RNA polymerase II-specific.